GUAACCAUGCAUCAUUGCACGUGGAAGGCGUUUUCUUCGGCACAACAGCGUGGUCUGCUUACUGUCUAAGCACUGCGAAGUUGAUCUAAUAAAUAUCCCUCCUGGUCUGCUACCAGAGGGCUUUUGUCUCCUCCUGUGUCCAUCCAAGCCCCGCUUCGCAGUCCCUCGCUGUUAUACAUAUGUAACUACAACAACACCUGAGAAAGCGCUCGAUGUCCAUUCCUUCGCCUACUCUCGCCCGCCGGAUCUGCUACUAGUACCUGUCCUGUCCGCUCGCUCGCUGCAUGCAAAGGCGGAAUCGAAACGUUCUGGUGAGGGUAUUGGGCCUCUCCUCUCUUCUCUUUUGCUCCUAUUUACUGCUCCUACUGCUCCUACUGCUCCUACUGUGGUUGACUAUGAGACUCACACUCAUCCUGAUACAACUCCCGCUUUCUCCCAGUCAAGCCCGACCUUUGUUUGGACACGUAUCUAGCCAACCAGCAACAGCUAUACUACAUAGUUUCGUACUUGGGGUUACACACUACAAUAGUUCCUACGCAAAACGUAGCAGAAAAAAGUCCUCCACUCAAACAUGAGCGCACAAUCUUCGCGCAUUUUGACCCCCGCAGACAGCGGCGGGCCGUCCUCUCCUCCACCUUCGCUUCCCGAGGGCUGGCUUGCGCAGUGGGAAGGUGUCUCGAGAAAAUGGUACUACGUACAGCGCGCAACUGGCAAAUCACAAUGGGAAAUUCCUACCGAACCCUUUGUCCCGACGCCCUCGUCGACCCCCCAAUCUGUGGCCAGCCCUGGGCCCUACCAUCCGCCCCGCGUGGGUAGCAUGCCAGCACAGGAUACUACUGAGGCAACGAGGGAGCUGCUGAAUCUUCGUGGAGCUAACUUAAGACAGUCCGGGGGAAGCUUUCUCACCACACCCUUUGAUAGUUCACAGACUACUCCACAGUCAGGACAAGAUUAUCAACAAAUUCCGUCUGCAGGAACACAAAGCACUCCGGUCGGCGGAGUCUCCAGCCAGCAGCAGCAACAGCAGCAGCAGUCCCGCUCCCCCAGCCAGGGUAUCCUAGGGCAGGUUGCCUCAGAUCUCGCCCACCGCGUCGCCAGCCAGAAUGGGAGCGAAAACACAUCAAACCAGCAGAUGCCGGAACAGAGCCAGGUCCGAUAUUCCCCUGCUGGUCAAGCGAGUCCCUCAUCAAACUUAAACUCUCAACACAUGUCCGGAUCCGCUCAGUUCCAUCAAGGUGAUCAAAUGGACCAAGGAAACGUGCAAAUGCAGGACGUGAGCCCGAAUACUGCCGCAUCUUACCAGACGCAGCAAGAUUCUUCGUCGACCUACCACACGGACGUCGAGAUGCGAAUGCAUCAACCUUACACGACCCACCAAGCCGGUCCUGCCGCAAACAUGGAUAGCCAGUAUCAUUCCCAGCCAGCCAGUGGCCAACCAGCUCCGACCAACAGCUAUGAUGGCCAAGUACAGCAUUCAAAUGAACAGCUCUUAAUUCAGCAAGCCCAGUCUAGCCAUUACGCCUCAAGACCAGUGCAAAACCCUCAGCCGGAAGAAAACCUCAUCACCAUCAUCCACCCAGAUCCAAACGCGCCUCCUUUAUUCCCCACACCCUAUCGAGGCGGCCCACGUCAAUCACAUGGCUCACGAUUGAGCAUGACAACGACACCCCCGAGGAACUAUCCAUCACACCCAGCACCCCACUACAACCCACAUCCCUCCAUGGGCCAGCCGCAGUACAAUCCUCACUAUUCCGGUGGACACCCUGGGGUACCCCCUAACUCCCAUUCCCCGCCGGUAGGCAUGCCCCGCAGCCAACAGCCCCCAUACCCGCCGGAGGGGAUGUAUCACCAGAGCAUGGGCCCUCCUUCCCAAAGCCACAAUAUGUACGGGGCCCACCAAGGCCAGCCGAACUACGCAUACGACGUGAGAGUUAAUCCGCCAUAUAGUCAAAUGCCGCCACAGAACAUGCACGAUGAUCGUGGAAUGCAACGACAGACUAGUCAGGUCAGUGGACAGCCUUGGCAUGGGCAUCCUGGAUCAGCACCCUCUCCUCCAGACAUGCAUGGGGGCCAACGAUAUCCGCCAGCACAUUCUCAGCAACACUACGGAGGUGGCUAUGGCAGGUAGGUUCGGAGGCUAGUGAGUAAACGGGCGAGAACCUCAAAAAAAUGUUUUAUGAUCUACGAACGAAUUUUGCAUUCAUUCGCUAUUUAUAAUGACUUCCCCGUCGAAUGAUAUGCUCCCUUCUUGUAUGGCCUUGAUGACUGGACGAAUUUUUUUCCAUAUUUCUUUCCUCCCCCUAACCCCCACCCCAUUCUCUUUUUCUUUUGGACUUUUUCAAUCUUGGAACUUUGCCUUGCGCAUUUUUUUAGGCUGAUGUAGGCGAACGUAGGGUUGAUUUGUUGGCGGUUAGUUACACUUAAAACUGAAAAGAAUAUACUAAAUAGAUUCUUGGACAGAUGUGCAGAUAGAUUUAAUGAGGAGCUCAAACUGAUUUCAAACAUGUUCCAUGCAGCCAUUUUAACUAGUCCACGAAUCACAUAUCACGUGCCGUAGACCAAGGCAAUCAAAAGGCGGUGAGUCCCGAGUUUCUUAAGCUUUUCAUUAAAA
Molecule: messenger RNA, 2611 nt
Organism: Blastomyces dermatitidis ER-3
Lineage: Eukaryota; Fungi; Ascomycota; Eurotiomycetes; Onygenales; Ajellomycetaceae
Exons: 5
Coding region: 572-2128 (518 amino acids)
Molecular function (GO): protein binding
Source: RefSeq, a predicted model, not a curated record